AUGGCCGCAGUGUGCUGUCCUUUCCAGGGUAUUCAAACUCUCUGGGAGAGGAUGCAAGUCUUGAAGACGGUUAACGUUUUCGACGGAAGCUUCAGGGCAGCCUACUCCCAACCGAGCGAUCAAGCCUCGAUCAUUGAAGCCAAGAUCCGCCAAGCUGAGCUGCAGCUCUAUACACUGGAGACCGAAAAGAAUAGGAUACUGUUGUUCAAGGAGCAGGCACAAGAUUUACUGCAGGAUAUCAAUGGGGGGAACUAG
Molecule: messenger RNA, 255 nt
Organism: Colletotrichum destructivum
Lineage: Eukaryota; Fungi; Ascomycota; Sordariomycetes; Glomerellales; Glomerellaceae
Exons: 1
Coding region: 1-255 (84 amino acids)
Source: RefSeq, a predicted model, not a curated record